GUCUGCGUCUAGCCUGAAAAUACUAUGUGCUAGGGAACGUGUGUUGUAGUGCGAGAAUCUGAGUUCGAAAAGAACAAAAGUAGCAGUUAACAGACAACUCUUUAAGUAAAUGGAAUGCAAAAUCAAGGCAAUCAGAACCAGUUAGCAACAAAAAAGGAGCUUCGAACGCACUGCAGUCUGUUUUUCUGAAGGUCACGCCACCGAUACACUUCUGUACGUCCCACACUUGGGACUCGUCCAUGCCUUUCGUUCCAUACACUGGUCACAAAUUGUUUCAGGAAACUGCAUAACAAACUUCUGCGAUUUUAAUGGCGAUGGAAAAAAAGGUCAAACAUCAACAAAACGGUGUUCAUGCCAAAGCACAGAUAAAAAUAAGAGAAAAAAUGGAACGCGAUCAACUUUGCUUUUGGAGGUCUCCCUUGCUAACGAUGUAUUAUUUUGUCUGGGAGUGUAUAUUUAGAUUCGCUCAACUGCGUUUUACUUUUGCCCGAAACAAGACUAGAUGCGUUUUUGCUAUCAGCGUAAUGAUAUUAUUUGUUGUUUUAGACUGUUUGGAUGGUCCUCAUUCUCAAACUUUUGAUCUCAUAAAAUCAACCUUCUUGUGGUGGUCGUGGUGGAUUUGGCUUGGGUUUCUAUCGUCGUGCGGAUUCGGCACUGGUUUACAUACUUUUGUCUUGUAUCUAGGUCCGUUUAUAGCUGAAGUUACAAUGAGUGCAUAUGAAUGUAAAACACUUGAAUUUCCAAGCCCACCUUAUCCCGAUAGAAUUAUAUGCCCGGAUAAUCCAAAUCUAAAUGAAAGAAUCACAUUUUGGAAAAUUAUGCGGAAGGUGCAAAUGGAGUCAAUUAUGUGGGGCUUGGGGACUGCGCUUGGUGAAUUACCUCCUUAUUUCAUGGCUCGAGGUGCUAGACUUUCCGGUGAAUACAACGAUGAAUUGUCGGAUUUACAGGAAUCCAUUUUGUCAAAUCAAGAUGCUGCAAAUCUUUCAGACCAACCAGUUACUUUUCAAAAGAAAGCUGAACGUUUUCUACAUCAUCUAAUCAUGAGAGCCGGUUUUAUUGGAAUAUUACUUUGCGCCUCUAUUCCUAAUCCACUGUUCGAUUUAGCUGGGGUAACAUGUGGACACUUUUUGGUGCCGUUUUGGUCUUUCUUCGGAGCAACUUUUAUUGGCAAAGCCUUGAUCAAAGUUCAUCUACAACAGUUAACUGUGAUCGCUUUAAGUUCUGAGCACCAUGUAGAAACACUAGUUGAGUUAAUUGGUCGUAUUCCGGUGUAUGGUAAGCAAUUGCAAUCCCCGUUUCUUGAAUAUCUACAACAGCAAAAGGCUAGUCUACACAAUAAAGAAUUUAAUGGACAACAGACUUGGCUUCAGUUUGUGUUAUUUAUCCUGAUAUCUGGACUUAUACUAUCGUUUCUGUUAUCCAUUAUUCAAGCGUUUGCAAAGAGUUAUCAUCGCAGAUUAUGCGAGUGGCGGAGGCUUGCAGAUGGGGAAAUUCAAAGUAAAGAUGAAUAAUACUCUAUAUGAAAAAUUGUGUUAGUUUUGACUUUUGAAGUUAUUUCAUUCCAUAUUAUGCACCAGUAGAUAAUUUCUGAAAGGUUAUAAUAUAUGUUACCUCGUAAAAUGUGAUCUUUUUAUUUACUUAAUGUUUUAUAACAAAGAGUGCUUCUAAUUAAUUUACGCGGUAUUUUAUACAACCGUGUAAUUUUCACCUUCCGCCUGGCAUUUUCAUCCAGAUUGUGUUCAUUGUAACUUUUUUAGAGAACAAGUGUUUCUGUACUCAAUUUUUCGAACUACAUUUUGUACCAAAAUCAAUAUGGACUAUUUUUGAUUGUAGUUUUUCUCCAACGUGACUAUUCAGAAACACAUGUACAAAGUUUCUUGUCUUCUAUGAGUGUUGUUAUAUAUUUCUUCUGUUUCAAAGAAUGUUUAUUUGUUUGCACUCACCUCAUUUGAGAGAAAUAAAUAUUUGUAUUAUUUGUCAAAA
Molecule: messenger RNA, 1983 nt
Organism: Schistosoma turkestanicum
Lineage: Eukaryota; Metazoa; Platyhelminthes; Trematoda; Strigeidida; Schistosomatidae
Source: the annotation of a GenBank genome assembly